AGUAAUCACCAUCAACCACCCCCAAGCAACUUCAACCUCGUUGUCGUCUACUGCUCGUUCUCAUCCAGGCAUCCUUUUUUACUCGAUCUGCCUCGCGGUCAAUUUUGGCAUGGUUUUUGCCUCCAUAUUGCGACCAUGGACACAGAAAUUAACCCGGCUUCUCUCUUCCGCCCAGUGAAGAAGAGAAAGUUCUUGCGACGGCGACUGGAGGACAGCUCAGAGCAUGCUCAAGUCACUAUCACGGAGGACACUGGCCAGUCGUUGGAUGGACCCUCGUCUCUGCCUCAGUCGGGUGGCUUGAAAGCAAAGAAUAUUUUAGAUGCUGCUCGUCUCCGGCGAUUGCAACGGACUCGCAAGGGAGGCAUCGAAUUCUCGGCCACCUCACGGCCAACGCUCGAGGGUGACAGCCAGACAAGUCUAACUCAUGCGACAGCUGAAGACUUGGAGAGUGAAAGGUUGCAAGCGAUGUGUGAUAGGUUCACAGCGCAUACAGGUCAGACGGUGGACGUUGAUAAGCAUAUGAUGGCUUACAUAGAAUCCGAGAUGGCUAAGCGAUAUCGAGGCAGCGUGUCGACGGAGGAGACUCGUGAUAACUCAUCCACGUUAAACACAGGGCCACCUGCUCCGCCGGUAGCUGACCUACCAAAACGUGAACCGGCGUCGCUGGGAAAAUUGCACGAAAUAGACCUUGGUCAGGAAACCAAAUUACAAAAUAUCGCUCGGACUGAAGCAGCUACGAGAAAGCUUGCUGGGAACGACAACGAAUUGGCCUCCGCGGUAGAAGCUGACUCCAAGGCGACAUCUUCAGGGAAGGAGUUGAGAUCAUGGCGCAACCGGAAUCGACGAACCAGAGAGGAUGUCGAAAGAGAUCGACUAGUUGAAGAAGUGUUACGAGAAAGUAAAUUGGACGUCUAUGAUGGCCCAUUGGAAGACGAGGAAGAUGGAGUAGGGGAAGCGGAUGGCCAAGCCGCCGACGACCGAGUGGCAGAACAAUUCCGAAAAGAUUUUCUCGAUGCGAUUCAGUCCCGUCGUCGAGUGGCAAGAGCGAGAAAUACCAAAACCACCAAAACUGAAGCUCCCCGGGGACCCAAGCUAGGGGGGAGUCGAAGUGCUCGGGCUGCAAUGCGUGAGAUGCAGGAGAAAUCAGGACGAAAAUAAAGCUCUGGCGUUUUCCCAUUGCAAGGUGCAACAGGAAUGUUACGGUGCAGCGUUUGUAGCUCUUAGUAUCCAGUAGUAAUGAUGAUGAAUCAAGAAUUGCG
Molecule: messenger RNA, 1259 nt
Organism: Aspergillus saccharolyticus JOP 1030-1
Lineage: Eukaryota; Fungi; Ascomycota; Eurotiomycetes; Eurotiales; Aspergillaceae
Product: telomere length and silencing 1 family protein
Exons: 3
Coding region: 136-1158 (340 amino acids)
Biological process (GO): mRNA splicing, via spliceosome
Cellular component (GO): spliceosomal complex
Source: RefSeq, a predicted model, not a curated record